Molecule: messenger RNA, 1773 nt
Organism: Ustilago hordei
Lineage: Eukaryota; Fungi; Basidiomycota; Ustilaginomycetes; Ustilaginales; Ustilaginaceae
Product: putative histone deacetylase
Exons: 1
Coding region: 1-1773 (590 amino acids)
Molecular function (GO): histone deacetylase activity
Source: RefSeq, a predicted model, not a curated record
AUGGAGCCGGCUCCCGUCUUUCGCACCCCCCGCAAAAGGGUCGCAUACUAUUACGACCACGAUGUCGGCAACUUCAGCUACGGACUUGGCCACCCCAUGAAGCCCCAUCGUAUGCGCAUGACCCAUAACCUCGUCACCAACUACGGCUUACACAAAAAGAUGGACAUUCUUCGACCCAAACGUGCCACUCGCAACCAAAUGACCCGGUUCCACACCGACGAGUACGUCGACUUUCUCCACCGUGUCACGCCGGAAACUGUCCACGAGCUCACCAACGAAGGCACACGCUAUCUCAUCGGCGAAGAUUGUCCUGCGUUUGACGGGCUCUAUGAGUUCUGCUCUAUCUCGGCAGGAGGCUCGCUGGCUGCUGCGACGAGGUUGAACUCGGGAGAAUCGGAUGUAGCAAUCAACUGGGCGGGUGGUUUGCAUCACGCCAAAAAGAGGGAGGCGAGUGGUUUCUGUUACGUCAACGAUAUUGUUCUUGCCAUCCUCGAGCUGCUCCGCGUGCACCUCCGUGUGCUGUACAUCGAUAUCGACAUUCAUCAUGGUGAUGGAGUCGAAGAGGCGUUUUAUACAACGGAUAGGGUGAUGACAGCGAGCUUCCACAAGUUCGGUGACUUUUUCCCCGGAACAGGCGAUGUGAGGGAUAUCGGUAUGAAGAAGGGCAAGAACUACUGUGUCAAUGUACCGCUUCGUGACGGCAUUGGUGAUUUGGAGUUCGGGAAUAUCUUCCGACCUGUUAUCUCGCAUAUCAUGGGAUGGUAUCGACCGGGAGCAGUGGUGUUGCAGUGUGGUGCGGAUUCGCUGGCGGGGGACAAGUUGGGUUGUUUCAACCUUUCGAUGCGUGGACAUGCGGAUUGUGUUGCGUUUAUGCAGACAUUCGAUGUUCCGCUCAUCACACUAGGUGGUGGGGGUUAUACAGUGCGCAAUGUUGCACGCACUUGGACUUACGAGACGGGUCUUCUGGUUGGAGAGAAGCUAGACGAGGAUUUGCCGUUCAACGAUUACAUCCAGUAUUUUGGACCAGAGUAUAAGCUCGAAGUGCCACGUACCUCGAUGGAGAAUCUCAACACCCGCGAGUAUCUGGAGAAUCUUCGUAUCAAGGUCAUCGAUAAUCUGCGUCAAUUACCAUCCGCACCAGGUGUGCAGAUGCAAGAGACACCGAGGACGACACUCAAUCCAGCAGAUGUCGAAGUGUCGGAUGACGGAGAUUCGGAUUUGGACGAAAGGAUUUCGCAGCGAUUGAGAGAUUCGCAUGUUCAGCAUUGGGAUGAUGAGUUAUCCGGUGACGAGGACGAGGGGGAGUCUGCAUGGGCUAUGGCUACAAGUAGAAGGUCGAACGAUGCAUCUGUGAAUGAGAAGAGAAGACCGGGGAUUAUGGAUCCGAUUAGGCCGUUCGAGCAUGAUUUAGGACUCAAGUAUUUGGCGCAGAACGGUUCGGGUGCGGCAAAGGGGAAAGGAAGGCCAAAGAGGACAUUCUUUGCUUCGAGAGCUGCUAAGCCGGUGUUGGCUGAUUUGCAUCUGGACGAGGACGAGGAAGAUGAGGAGGAGGAGGAGGAGGAGGAGGAGGAUGAUCAUCACGGUCAUCAUCUUAGGAAAAGUGUGAGGGUCAGACCCGUUUUGUCGAGCGAUACCGGUAGUGGGUUGCCAGGGGAUGCGACACCGAUGAGCGAUGUAGAGAUGGGAAGCCCUGCGCUUUCGGCUGCUGCUAUUGCGUCGUCCAAUGGAAACGGUCAUAUGAAUGGGAGGGCUGCUGCGAAUGGCCGCAGGUAG